This is a messenger RNA of Salvia miltiorrhiza (redroot sage), 1809 nucleotides long. RefSeq lists its product as uncharacterized. Bases 251 to 1618 code for a protein of 455 amino acids. NCBI's taxonomy places the organism in Eukaryota, Viridiplantae, Streptophyta, Magnoliopsida, Lamiales, Lamiaceae. The record is from RefSeq and is a predicted model, not a curated record. The transcript has 3 exons.
CCAUUUCCUUAUUGGUUUUAUCUUUGUUUCUUUUCUAUCCAUUCUCUUUGUAAAUUGAUGUUUCAUCAUAUAUAGUUCUAGUAGUGUUUCUUUUAAAUGACCAUGUAAUCAUUAAAGAUAUAUAGUAGUGUUUUGGUCUUGGUGAUUUACGAUCUCUCUCUGUUAAUAGCUAACCAUGAUGAUAUAUGAGCUGCCACAAAUUAAAUUAUGAGGCUCAAUCAUCUAUCCGAUAAUGGAGUUUUGAAGCAACAUGGCAACUACCGCGCUUCCGAUAUUCAUGGUGAUCAAUGUACCAAAAGCAGCUACAAACACUUAUCUAUACCGCAAAGACGAUGGCUCCGUCGCUGACGGAGGCGACAGCAUGUUCAGCCCGCUCGUCAAGAUCGGAGUUGAGCGGGCUGCAAUCGACGCCAAAUACGUCCACUUACGAUUCUGUUACAACAACAGAUACUGGCAGAAGAGCGCCGACGACGACACCAUCGUCGCCGUAUCCAACAAGCCCGAAGAGGACACGACGAAGCCGUCGUGCACGCUCUUCGAGCCAACUCUGCAAGCGGGCACGCUCUACUUCACCCACGUUCCGACCGGGUGGCGCGUGAUGAUGAACAACGCCACCAAGGGUUUCUACGUGGACGCAAACAGCGUGGGCGCGCCGCUAGGGUUUGUGGACUGGGACACAUUGGUGAAACUGCCGGAGCACGUGGCGUUCAAGGGAAAUAAUGGCAAGUACCUCAAGGCCUUGUACGAUGACCACAACUACCUCCAGUUCGCCUCCGACGAUCCCAACGACGACGUAUCCGGCCACGUGGUCUCGCUGAUGCGCGACGGCCAUGUCCGGAUAAAGUCCGACCACUGGGGAAUGUUCUGGCGGCGGAGCCCUAACUGGAUAUGGGCCGACUCCACCGACGUCACGGCCAACAACAAGGACACUCUCUUCUGGCCCGUCAAGAUCGACGGCACCACCAUUGCGCUACGGAACGCCGGAAACAACAACUUCUGCAAGCGCCUCACCGAGGACGGGAUGGAGAAUUGCCUGAACGCGGCGGUCUCCAACCUCACCAGCGAAACCAGGUUGCAGGUGCAGGAGCUGGUGAUGGAGCGGAAGAUCUACAACGUGAGGUACCGAAUGGAGGACGCCAGGAUAUAUGGCGAGACACCGUACGUGGCCGGCACCUCCACCGCCACCAACGAGGGGUAUGAGGUGGCCGCCACCUCUGUCGAAGUUAAGUAUGAAAACAACAUAACUUACUCUUUCAGCCGCAGCGUGUCGAUAACAGCGGGGAUCACCAACACCAUCUCGGCUGGCGUGCCCGGCAUCGGGGAGGAGAGCAUUGAGAUCAAUUUUCAGAUCAGCACGUCGUUCGAGUGGGACGACAGCGUGACGCAUACGACGUCUGUCACGGCGACGGGCUCAGUUCCUGUGCCGCCAAGGAGUAUAGCUACCGUUAGUUAUGUGGGGACGAUGGGCACCUGCGAUAUUCCCUUCUCCUACACUCAGCAGGACAGGAGCUCCGCCGACGGAUCAAUCACUGAAACUGAUCAGAUCGACGGUGUUUACACUGGCGUCAAUGCUUACAACUUCAGCUUCGUCAUCCAGAAAUCUGAGCCUCUCGACUGAUCCCAUCACGUUUGCUUUUCAUUCCUGCUUCUGCUAGUUUCUUGUUGUGUGCAUUUCUAGUUGAGGGUUUUUUUUCAUCAACUUCUCCCAAGUUGGUUUUUAAUUUCCCCCUCUUUAUGUGUGCUGGUAAUAAUCUGGGUGGCUACUAGCCGCCAGUGUCCUCCUUUGAAUAAAAACAAUCGUUUAUUUAA